AUGACGGGUGUAUUACCAGCACAACCUGGAGUAGGUGCACCUGGUCAAAUUGGUGGCGUAUACGGUCAACCUGGUCAACAAGGUGUUUUACCAGGUCAACCUGGAAUAGGUGCACCUGGUCAAAUUGGUGGCGUGUACGGUCAACCUGGUCAACAAGGAGUAUUACAAGCACAACCUGGAGUAAGUGCACCUGGUCAAAUUGGUGGUGUGUACGGUCAACCUGGUCAACAAGGUGUAUUACCAGCACAACCUGGAGUAGGUGCACCUGGUCAAAUUGGUGGCGUGUACGGUCAACCUGGUCAACAAGGUGUAUUACCUGGACAACCUGGAGUAGGUGCACCUGGUCAAAUUGGUGGCGUGUAUGGGCAACCAGGUCAACAAGGAGUAUUGCCAGGACAACCUGGAGUAAGUACACCUGGUCAAAUUGGUGGCAUUUACGGUCAACCUGUUCAACAAGGUGUAUUACCAGGACAACCUGGAGUAGGUGCACCUGGUCAAAUUGGUGGCGGGGACGGACAACCUGGUCAACAGGGUAUAUUACCGGGACAACCUGGUCAGCUAGGUGUCACACCUGGCCAACCGGGUGUAGGAGCAGGACAAAUUGAUCAACUUUAUAACGUACCCGUUCAACCUGGUCAACAAGGAUUACUACCAGGUCAAUUAGGUGUUGGUACAGCACCAGGACAAAUUGGUGGUGUUUUUGGACAACCUAGUCAACAAGGUCUUGCACCAGGACAACCAGGUGUUAGUGUUGGUCAAAUUAUACCUGGACAAAUUGGCGGUAUUUACGGACAGCCUGGUAUAGGUGCAGAUCAACUUGUACCUGGACAACAAGGCUUAUUGCCGAGUCAGCCCGGAGUUGGAGGAGGUUUAUUGCCACCAGGCCAACUUGUUGGCGGUUAUGCACAACCUGGUGCUGUGGGACUUCCUUCUGGAUUUACCGGUGUUACUGGUCCGAUAGGUCAAUUUGUAGGUGAGUAUAAAACAGAAGGUGUUCCAGGUUCAUUAGUUACUGGGGAUGGUACAAGUGGAGCGGAUGAUGCAUUUUCACAAGCUGAGUCUUCAAUAGCUGAUGGACAGGCAGCUGCAAGUGCUCAAGGAAAGAAGAAUGGAGGUACAGCAAAGACUCAAGUCUCUGGUACAUAUAGCUCUUCUGGUACAUUUAGUGCAAGCGCAAUGACUUCAGAUAGUGAUCGUUCAGCAAAUGCACAAGUUAGUGGAAGUGUUGAGGGUGCAAUGAGUCAAUCGCAAGGCCAGGGAGGUGCAGCACAAUCACAAGCUCAGGUGCAAGUCAAUUCAAAGAAUGGUGGAACUAAAGCAUCAUCGCAAAGUGGAGGAAUAAUUCAUCAAAGUCAAAGCGAAGUUCAAGCAAACGAUAAGGGAGGAUUAGCUGAUGCUCAGUCUAGCGGGCCAGGCCAAACAUCAUCACAAGCACAAAUAGGUUUCCGUCCUAGACAAGAUGGCACCGAAUUAAUUUCAUCAAACGGUGGUGGGCAAGCUUCUGCUCAAUCUGGUAGUCACUCAGGGCAAAGCCAGUCUCAAAUACAUGGCACAUCCAAAUAUGGCGUAUCUUACCAUGGUGCUGCACAAUCGGCUUCAGGUACAAAAGAACAAGUGGCAACUUAUCGUGAGCAAAACCGAGAAUUAUUUCACUCCAUUAGCCAGUUUGGAAAUGGUGAUGCUGUAACGGAUCGUGUAGAUACUCUAUACAGUGGCCCCGCAUUAACUGCUGAACCGGGACUAUUACCCGAUUUACAAUUAAAAGCGUCAAAAACCAGUAAAGAAACAGCAAUUAAUAAAGUAAACAAUGAAUCAGGUACUUUGGCGGAAGAUGAAGAUGACGAAGAACCAUACGAAGAUUAUGACGACGAAGACGAUUAUUAUGAAAACCCGAUUAAGAUGGACUCAAAUUCCAAUACUCCCAAAUCUGAUGGAAAAGAUAAUAAAAAUGAAACCCCAACAUUACCCAGCACUUUUACACAACAAUCUCCAACGCAAGUACAAAAGGUAGCGAUAGCAAACGCUAAUGAUAAAUAUACAGUGGUUCAAAACCAAAAUGGACGUGAACAAAGAUAUCCAAUUCGCACUACAACACCAAAUGUUCCAAGCGGUUUUCGUGGAACUGUAAAUGUUGAAAAAAAAUUCCAUACAAAAGCACUUGAAUCGCACACAACAGAAAAUAAUGUUGAUGGCAACUCUAAAGAUCAUGAACACAGUAAAAUUCCGACACCAGACAGUUAUGUGACAGUAACCAAAUCAGUUACUGGCAGCAUGGAUAAUACUAAAAACCCACCGCAAGAGAAUAAAAAUUUCCAAUCAACAUAUUACACAAAAUCAUCAACCUGUGGUUAUUUCACUUUCUCAUGCAACAUUGUAUAUGGCGCCAAUGGUCGAAGCAAAAUCUGUCGUCCCAAAGCGCCAACCAAUGGAAAAUGCUAAUGCAAGCCAAUAAAUUUCCCUAAAAUUAUAUUAAAAUAAUUUACUAUUAAAUUACAUUAAAAUACAUAUGUUUUAUACGUUUAACAAAUAAUAGAAUAAUAAUUUAAACAAAUGCUAUAUGUAUGCAACAUAUUUAAUGAAACCAUCAAAUAUCCACACCC
Teleopsis dalmanni is the source of this 2600-nucleotide messenger RNA. Its product is annotated as spidroin-2-like. The transcript is spliced from 7 exons. The coding region runs from base 1 to 2439 and encodes 812 amino acids. The record is from RefSeq and is a predicted model, not a curated record. Lineage: Eukaryota; Metazoa; Arthropoda; Insecta; Diptera; Diopsidae.